AUGAGGAGGGGGAACCAAAGCAGUGUGUCUGAGUUCAUCCUCCUGGGGCUCCCCAUCCAGCCAGAGCAGCAGGGCAUCUUCUUCACCCUUUUCCUGGCCAUGUACCUGACCACAGUGCUGGGGAACCUGCUCAUCAUCCUGCUCAUCAGGCUGGACUCUCGCCUCCACACCCCCAUGUACUUCUUCCUGUGCCACCUGGCCUUCUCCGACAUCUCCUUAUCAUCUGUCACCAUCCCAAAGAUGCUAGUGAUGGCAUAUGACAGGUAUGUGGCCAUCUGCCACCCACUGCACUACAUGGUUAUCAUGAGGGAGGAGCUGUGUGACUUAUUGGUGGCUGGAUCUUGGUUCCUCUCUUGUACGAGCGCCCUUCUGCAUACCCUGCUCCUGUCCCGCCUGUCCUUCUGUGCUGACAACACUAUCCCCCACUUUUUCUGUGAUCUCAAUGAACUCUUGAAGAUGACAUGCUCAGACACCUCCCUCAAUGAGCUAGUCAUCUUCACUGAGGGAGGAGUAUUGCUUCUCCUGCCAUUGUGUACUGUUUUGGGCUCUUACAUCUUCAUUGCUUUUACUGUCCUGAAGGUCCCCUCCACUAAGAAGAUCUGCAAAGUUCUGUCUACCUGUGGAUCCCACCUCUUCCUUGUAUUUUUGUAUUAUGGGACUCUUGCAAUUAUUUAUUUCUUUCCUUCCUCAAAAAAUUCCCAAAUUAAGGAUAUAAUUGCUUCAAUAAUGUAUACAGAGGUGACACCCAUGUUGAACCCCUUCAUCUAUAGCCUGAGGAACAGAGACAUGAAAUUGGCUCUGGGGAUUCUUUGUAGAAGAGGAAUUAUUUCUGCCAAGUGA
This is a messenger RNA of Nannospalax galili (Upper Galilee mountains blind mole rat), 840 nucleotides long. Its product is annotated as olfactory receptor 1J4-like. The record is from RefSeq and is a predicted model, not a curated record. Gene Ontology annotation, molecular function: G protein-coupled receptor activity; olfactory receptor activity. Gene Ontology annotation, biological process: G protein-coupled receptor signaling pathway. NCBI's taxonomy places the organism in Eukaryota, Metazoa, Chordata, Mammalia, Rodentia, Spalacidae. Gene Ontology annotation, cellular component: membrane.